AUGGUGGAAGAGAAGGAAGAACCAUGCAAUAAAAGAAUGUCAAUGGAAGAGGGUCUCGCUGCUGGAAUGGCAUCACUCGCUAAGUUGCGACAGCGCUUGCGAAGCGAAGGCGAUGCAGACAAGGUGGAGCCGAGUGCUAAGCGAACUCCACUCAGACCAAUAUCGCCUGUCGCUAGCUCACCAACAUCACUGAAUGUAUUGAAGAGGAAGGGGGAAACUAUUCUGACUCCUUCUUUGGCUCGUCCUUCCCAGAGAUUUACUACAAGUACACCAAAGCAUAGCGGAAUAAUAGCGUAA
This is a messenger RNA of Strongylus vulgaris, 297 nucleotides long. Lineage: Eukaryota; Metazoa; Nematoda; Chromadorea; Rhabditida; Strongylidae. The record is from the annotation of a GenBank genome assembly.